Molecule: messenger RNA, 1122 nt
Organism: Paramecium tetraurelia
Lineage: Eukaryota; Ciliophora; Oligohymenophorea; Peniculida; Parameciidae
Exons: 3
Biological process (GO): protein targeting to membrane; peptidyl-L-cysteine S-palmitoylation
Cellular component (GO): endoplasmic reticulum; Golgi apparatus
Molecular function (GO): protein-cysteine S-palmitoyltransferase activity
Source: RefSeq, a predicted model, not a curated record
AUGAAUAGUAAAUAUCAAAACUCAGGAUGUAAACUGAAAGAGGAUGCGCCAUCUGAUGGAUUGUACAAUUAAUCGAGAUAAAGUGCUGAUUUUAAUGGGAACUUAGAGUUCUCAAAAAAUAAGAGCAAUUCUGUUGCCUCAUCUUUAAAUGGGAUGUCGGAACAUAUAAAUGAUGUAACACCACCCUUUGGUAAUAAAGUUGAUUUGAAAGGAUUUUAGCCUGCUGAUUUAGAAUUAUUUCCAUUUGAACCGAAAUCGGAGAAAAACAACUUCAGAUUUUUGUAUGAAUUCUGGCCAUCAUUCAAUUAGAUCUUUUGUUAUGGGAGAUUCAUGACAGGACCUAAAGGUGAUAGAUACCAUAAUAUGUUCACUUGGAUAAUGAUAAUAGGUAUCAGUACCUGUUUUUUUGUUAUCGUUGCUCCCUAUGUUUGGUAAAAAUUGCAUUGGCUCUAUGUUUUAAUUGUAAUUUAUUUAUUCUUAAGUACAAUACUAUUUUUAGUGUUAACUUAAUUUUCCGAUCCAGGGAUAAUACCAAGAAAAUCUGUCCUGGAAUUAUCAGAUCAGAACACUCAUUUUAUUAGUAAGGAGGAAGCAAAAAUAGAAGGAACAGGUGGUUGUCCAGACAAAAGGAAGAAGAAAUAUUAAAAUUAGGAAUAAAGAAUAUGUUCGACCUGUUUAAUAGUGAAGCCCUUAAGAUGUUCUCAUUGCAAAGAUUGUGGCAAUUGUGUUUAAGUCUUUGACCAUCAUUGUCCGUUUGUAAAUAACUGUAUAGGACAGAGAAAUUACAGAUUCUUUAUAGCUUUUCUGGUUUCAUUGCUUUUAUUGGCCAUAGGGGAAUUGGGAGGAUUUUUGAUCUUGUUUAUAGGGAACUUCGGAGAGGGUAUUUCAGGGAAGGAUGGCAUAUGUAAUUAUAUAUAAUAAAUGGAAAGUGAUUUAGAAUUAGACUAUCCUAGUGAUAGUGUUAUUCGCUUUGGGAAUUCCGACGAUAUUAUUGACUCUAUGUAUUUUAGUGUUUGUUUGUUUCCACAUUUGUUUGGCUUACAAUGGGAAAACAACGAAGGAGUAACUUCAAAAAAAGAAGAUUAUUAGCAAAGGUAUUAUUCCAUCUACUGUAUGGUGUGA